AUGAUAAAUAAUCCAUCUCAAAUGAAAACCGUUAAAGAUGAUCUAUCUAAAGGAUAUAUUUUUUAUUAUACACGUUCCAAUAGUAAGUUUUCUUUAUUGCUACUAGUAAGAGAUGAAGUUGGUUCCAAUAUAGGUUUCUACAAUAAAUUAAAGCAUUUUGCAGAAGAUGAUUUUAAUUAUAAAUCAAAAGAAAAAGAUGAUGGGAUUUGGAUUGAAAUCAUUUCAAAUGGAGAAUCCUUAAAAAUAUCUAAAAUAUCACUUAAAAAAUAA
This is a messenger RNA of Dictyostelium discoideum AX4, 270 nucleotides long. RefSeq lists its product as hypothetical. The coding region runs from base 1 to 270 and encodes 89 amino acids. The transcript has a single exon. NCBI's taxonomy places the organism in Eukaryota, Evosea, Eumycetozoa, Dictyosteliales, Dictyosteliaceae. The record is from RefSeq and is a predicted model, not a curated record.